AUGCCUCGUUUCCCCACGGGUACAGGCGUCAAUGCCAAUGCAGACCGGCCCCAAAUGGAGCUCACCCCCGCGACAAGAGCGCAGUCCCCAUCGGCGGGAACCCGAGUCAAAAACCGUCGCAAGCGCUACCUGGACAUGCACCCGGAGUAUUUCUCUGCUGAUCUCGAGCUAGCCGACCCGUUACUGUAUGAUCGUUUAAUCCGUCGGUUUCAGACCCCAGCCGAAAGGGAGGCGGAAGGACGUGCCAAAGGCUUCUCGGGUGUGCUGCAAGCGGACCUGUGUAGAUCUGAGGCCAAAUUCGAGGCGCUUUCCCACCCCGAUCCUCACGCCAUGUUCAGCUAUACCCGAGGCCCCAACGGAGAGAUCCUCGCGGAAGACCGAGACGAGAUUCCUCCCAAUAAAGAAGAAGGCGAGAAGUCGUGGCGGUGGGAGAUGACCUUGCGGUUUUUGCGGGGUGAGGACGACGAUUUUGAUUAUACCACGGUCGACAACAAUGAUGAAUACGAUGAUUGGACCGUCGAGCAAGACAAAUACUUUGACGAUGAAGAGCCGGAGUGGCUUGUUGAUGGAGCAGACGAGGGGGAUAUCAAGUCUCACCUACAAGGCGAGACGGGAGUACAGGACUUUUGAGCCGCCAGGCCAGGAUACUUCGGUUUGCUCAUGCGUGCCAGACGGCUCGAGCAUUUAGGGACCUUGGUUGUCUAUGCCAUAUGCCAUCAUUUGUCUGGAGAAUGCAUACU
Aspergillus ibericus CBS 121593 is the source of this 740-nucleotide messenger RNA. RefSeq lists its product as uncharacterized. NCBI's taxonomy places the organism in Eukaryota, Fungi, Ascomycota, Eurotiomycetes, Eurotiales, Aspergillaceae. The record is from RefSeq and is a predicted model, not a curated record. The transcript is spliced from 2 exons. The coding region runs from base 1 to 630 and encodes 209 amino acids.